Oncorhynchus keta (chum salmon) is the source of this 8440-nucleotide messenger RNA. RefSeq names its product gigaxonin-like. Gene Ontology annotation, molecular function: protein binding. The transcript has 18 exons. The record is from RefSeq and is a predicted model, not a curated record. Gene Ontology annotation, biological process: cytoskeleton organization. Bases 2479 to 4305 code for a protein of 608 amino acids. Lineage: Eukaryota; Metazoa; Chordata; Actinopteri; Salmoniformes; Salmonidae.
GUGCAGUUCCGGGCUGUGCUCAAUGUGGGCGGAGUCAAACUCGUUUAACCCGAACCCUUCCGGUCUCUUUCAAGAUCACCCAAGUUGAGGUAAACGUUGAAGGCAUCAACGUCAGCGAAUCUUAAUCGAACCUAACCUACAUGGAUAAAAAUAUCAACCAUGGAAAAACAUUGCUCGGAUCUUGGACCUUGGAGAACUUUUGGUGUGGAUGAUCAGGAUCUACCAAAGCAAGGUUUCUCAAACAACUGUGGAGUGUUUGUUUUGAUGGAAAACAUGCAGCAAAUUAUGUGACGGUGGUGCAUUGUUCUGCAGAACUUUCCCAUGCCGUCUGAAGAAGAGAGGUUGAGAGAUUGGAAAAAGGUGGUGAAAACAAAACACAUUACAGGUAGGUGUCAUAUGAUGAGUGGUAUAGUCUUAAACCAAUGUUUAAUGUCUUAAACCCUCCCUCCAAUAUAUUUCAGGUUGAUGUAGAAGAUGUCCACCCCCCCAAGCAUGACACAUCAGCAUCCAGCUCUACAGGAUCAGAUGAUACUGAAAACAAAAUGCACGGACAACUGGGAGCUGUGAACUGGCUAUGUAGUCUACUGAAGCAGAUGUUAUUCUAAGGGGCACCCUAGAGGCAGCAAUGUGGUGUGAACUCAACAUAUAAAGGCAUUGUUUCCUUCCAUAGUGUAAUUGGGAUGGACAUGGAAGACCGCAUUACAACCCUUAAAGAACUACGGUUGUAUGAUGGCCAGGAUGAAGAGGAAAAUAUUCUCCUCAAGGAACAAUUCAUGUUACAGAGAGAUUAUGAGAUGUUCUAUGUGGAGGAAGUUGACAACAAGAAAAUGACUGUCUUUGCCUCUUGAAGAGCAGGAGUGAAGCCAUUUUUGAGGAGUGGUCAAACCUUGUUUUUGUCUGCUGUUUUAAAUGUGUUAUGUGGUUUCGUAAAGAUGACGUAGAAGUCACCCGAGUCUCUGAUCUCUUUACUGGAGCUGGUAUAACUUAAUGUACAAAGCACAUUCAGCUUGUCUAUAUGGUAUAGUCUGUCUCCAUUCUCAUGAGGAAAGUAAAUAGCAUCAGGAUAGGUAGUGUGUGUGUGUGUGUGUGUGUUCAAUGAAAUAAUAUAAUUACAAAGUUAUAACACUUAUCAAUGCAAUUUUAACAGUAUAUGACAUGCAUAACAAGUCUGUUCACUGCAAUUAUAUCAGUAGCUUGUCUCAAAUAUAGCAUGAAGCAAAAAGUGUUACAACACAUCUGCUGGUACCACAUGAAAUAAUAUUUCUUAAGAUCUUUAAAAAUGAAUUACGUUUGUAUUGAACGUGUGCCUUGUGCAAACGUGUGUGUUUGUAUUCAGUGUGACUGCCAAACUUCAGAUGGACAAAAAAAGGUGGGUGGGGUCAAACUUUUGACUCCGCCCUUAUGGAGCCGGGCCUCGAUUUGCACACUGCAGUCAGGGGUACUCGGAGAAAUAUGCUCAGCUCGUAUGCUGCGUUCACAACCAAGUGGGAGGUGGUAUUUACCACAAACGACUGGGAAAAUACACGAUGCGCAUCCAACUCGUCUAUCAUGUCACGUUCAAAACAACUGGGAACUCAAAUCUCUGACUUCCGACUUUAGUGAGUUCAAAACAACUAGGAACUCUGGGGGAAAAAUUAGCUCCGGCUGGGAGAGAUCAAUUUGAACGGUCACCCAACUCGGGGAAAUCGGGCCUCUUUCUAUAGCUUUCUGACGUGAACAUUGCUGACUUCCUGAUUUGACCUUGUAUUUUUCCUGAGUUCCCAGUUGUUUAGAAUGCGGCGUCAUCCUUCCGACUUCUCCCACAUGCUGACCUCAUGUCACCAACUAAGGAAAUUACCUCAAUAACAGCAUUUUCGGCAGUUAAAUGUAACAGCAAGACAUUCUAUAUACAUAAAAAAACCAAUCUAUUAAUAGGGUUUUUGAACACUACCAGUUGUUUACAAACAUAAUAGACAUACUUUUAGUUAAUGGUUGACACAGCUUGUUGGCCAUCAGCCAAUCGGCGUUUCUCAACGCGUUCAAAGCAUAUGAAUGUAUUUACGACUUCACCACUGGUAAUUACUACCUUUCCUUUUGGUUAUGAAUGCAGCAUUAUUGCCUUUGACACAUGCGCUUGGACCAUUUGUGUGAAAACACUGUAGUGCUUUUUUGUGGGCGCAACAUGGGCUGAUCCAAAAUACAGUACAUUUUGGCUCUGUUCGAUUACUUUGAAGAUGUAUCCAACCUUUCUUCCUCGAGGUUUACAUCUUCAUAUAUAAUGUAAAUCAAUGGUGCACACACUAAUCGGUUUGAAAGGUGAAAGGAAGGAUUCUACAUAUAUAUCUCGCAGGUCUGUGAUUGCUCCAAUUAAUGUAUGGUUUGCUCAAAAGGAAGGACAUUAAACGUUUUUCAUUGGAGCCUGCUGAAAGCUUCUUCACGCCUACUUUACAGAAACUCACCGUCUGCCUCUGAUUUGUGGUGAUCCAUGCAAGGUACACAAUGUCCACCUCUGAUCCAGUGGUUAGCGCUGCAGGUUCGGUGGUAUCGGACCCUCAACACUCUCAGAAACUUCUCAAGGCCCUUCGCUCAUUCUGGAUAGAACAAUGCUUCCAAGACGCAGUGUUAGUGCUGGAAGGGGAAAAGAUUCCAGUCCAGAAAAAUAUUUUGGCUGCGGCUAGUCCAUAUAUCAGAACAAAGCUGAACUACAACCCUCCAAAGGAAGAUGGAUCCAUGUAUACCAUUGAGCUCCAGGGAAUCUCUGUCACAAUCAUGAAGCAGAUAUUGGACUACAUCUUUAGUGGGGAGAUCAGUCUGAGCGAGGACACCAUUCAGGACAUGGUCCAGGCCGCUGACCUGCUGCUCUUGACAGACCUGAAGUCCCUGUGCUGCCAGUUCCUGGAGAGCUGCAUUGCUGCAGAGAACUGCAUUGGGAUCCGGCUUUUCUCUCUACAUUACUGCCUUCACCAUGUUCACCAUGCUGCCACAGACUUCCUUCAGACACAUUUCUGUGAUGUGGCCGUCACGGAGGAGUUUACGGAGUUACCUCCAGACCGGCUGUGCGAGAUCCUGUCGAUGGACAAGCUCAACGUGGGCAAUGAGAAACAUGUCCUGGAGGCUGUGAUGCGCUGGCUUGGCCAUGACCUGGAGGAACGGAGGGUGCACAUGAAAGAGGUGAUGUCAUCGGUGUGGAUCCAGGGGCUGGACCAGGGUUACCUGAGGGAGCAGAUGUUAGGAGAGCCCUUGAUGAGGGAGGUGAUCCGGGAGUACUGCAACGCUCCACUGGGGGGCGCAACACUGCAGGGCGAGGCUCUGUUAGCUGCCUUCAAACCUCGUGGCUACUCUGAGUGCAUUGUCACUGUAGGGGGGGAGGAGAGAGUAACGAGGAAGCCGUCAGCCAUGAUACGCUGCAUGUGUCCACUCUACGACCCAAACCGCCAGCUGUGGAUCGAGCUGGAACCAAUGAGCAUUGGGCGAAUAGGACAUGGGGUGCUGGCAGCAGAGGGCCAUCUCUUUGUGAUGGGUGGCAUGGAUGAAACCAAGACAGUCCUGAGCAGUGGAGAGAAAUAUGACCCAAACACAAACACUUGGACCCCCAUUCCUUCCAUGAAACAGGCGAGGUGGAACUUUGGUGUUGCUGAGCUGGAUGGGAUGAUCUAUGUGUUGGGAGGAGAGGAAGAGGACAUGGAGCUCCUGACUGUGGAGGUGUUCGACCCUCACUACAACACCUGGACUACCCAAACCAGCAUGACCAUGGUCCGCAAGGUUGGCUGCUAUGCCACCAUGAAAAAGAAGAUCUAUGCCAUGGGUGGUGGGUCAUAUGGAAAGCUGUACGACUCAGUAGAAUCUUAUGAUCCAAAGACCCAGCAGUGGACUGCAAUCUGCCCUUUGAAAGAGAGAAGGUUUGGCUCAGUGGCGUGUGGUGUGGGUCAGGAACUCUAUGUGUUUGGAGGCGUGAGGAGCCGUGACUCAGACAACCCAGAAUCCAGCACCAUGACCACCUGCAAGUCCGAGUUUUUUCAUGAUGAGAUGAAAAGAUGGAUAUACCUGGAUGACCAGAAUCUCUGUGUUCAGACCAGUUCCUCCUUUGUGUAUGGAGCUGUCCCCAUUGGAGUCAGCAUUUAUGUGGUGGGAGACCUAGACACUGGUACAACCUAUGACUAUGUGAGGGAAUUCCGUCGUAGCUCGGGGACGUGGCACCGCACCAAGCCCAUGCUGACAUCUGAUCUGUGCAAGACGGGCUGUGCAGCCCUGCGCAUCGCUAACUGCAAACUGUUCCGUCUGCAGCUGAAGCAGGGCCUGUUUAGACACAGGGUCCCAUCGUCAUAGAAAGCACCGAAAGGAGUGGCACUGUCUCCACAUCUUUUGGCAAUGGGCACAGCAAUGGGACAUAAGAAUGGAGUUUGAAGAGGGGACCCUCCAAUGGGGAUGUUUGGAGUAUUUAUCUGCAUAUUUUGCUGACUUUCUUAGGGUUCAUGAGGGUAUUAUUGUAUGUGCGAUCUUGCUUGAAGAGGGAUCACUUUUUAAACAUGGCCUUAUUUCAUUGCAAUUUAACAGUGGGAAUGAUUUGUAAAUACAUUUUACUGACAUUCCCCAUUUGCUUUUUAUGUUUACUACAUUUUUGCUGCUGCUUGGUGGAUUUUAGAGAAUGUAACACUAUUUUUAAGGGGUGAAAAGGAAGAAUUACAUUUUAGCAGACAUGCUUAUCCAGAGCCACUUACAGGAGCAAUUAGAUUAAAGUGCCUUGUUCAAGGGCACAUCUACAGAUUUUUCACCUAGUCGGCUCGGGAAUUUAAACCAGCGACCUUUCACUUAACCACUAGGCUCCCUGCCGCCAAGUAGUACUAUAAUUUGUAAUCACCUAGCCUGUCAUUUUUAAGGAAAAUCUAGACCCAUGUCUAACACUGUAUUUUUUUUGUUAUGAGUCAGUGAAUGUCAACUAGAGAUGCAUAACUAGAUUCACAAAAGGACAAAUGCUGUUUUUGGCCUAUGACAACAAGAGAUACACAAGGAGACUUAUAAAAUAACAUGUGGUUUUAGUUGUUCCCUUAGCUAAGGGACUUGUGGCCUAUAAAAUCAUUUUUACUCAAAAUCUUAACUUAAAAUAGACUUUCUAAAUAGACAGUUUAUAGUGCUUAAUGCCAAAAGCUGGAGCAUAGCACAUAUUUCAAUGGUUACUGGUGAUAUACUGUAUACACUGAGUGUAUAAAACAUUAGAAACACCUUCUCUUUCCACAAGACUGACCAGGUGAAAGCUAUGAUCCCUUAUUGAUGUCACCUUUAAAUCCACUUCAAUAAGUGUAGAUGAAGGGGGGAGACAGGUUAAAGAAGGAUUUUCAAGCUUUGAGACAAUUGAGACAUGGAUUGUGUAUGUGUGCCAUUCAGAGGGUGAAUGGACAAGACAAAGGAUUUAAGUGCUUUUGAACAGGGUAUGGCAGUAGGUGCCAGGCACACGGGUUGAGUGGGUUGAGAACUGCAACACUGCUGGGUUUUUCACACUCAACAGUUUCCAGCCUAUCAAGAAUGGUUGACCACCGAAAGGACAUCCAGCCAACUUGACACAACUGUGGGAAGCAUUGGCGUCAACAUGUGCCAGGGUCUCUGUGAAAUGCAUUCCACACCUUGUAGUUCAUGCCCUGACAAAUUGAGGAUGUUCUGAAGGCAAAAGGGGGUGCAACUCAAUAUUAGGUGUUCCUAAUGUUUUGUGCACUGUGUGUGUAUAUAUAAACGGUACUGUAUCCUAAGUGAAAUCUCUUCAUGACAUGAAUGUAAGGCUGAGUUAAGCAUUUUCCUGCAGUGCCAUUGGUUUCUCUUCAACCAAGCACUCCAGGAACAGCGUGGGUCAGAAAAAGAUGUAGAGUUACUAGUGUCGCUCUUAAAGUUGCUGCAUGGUCAAUCCAACAUCUGCAUUGGCCAUGCAGCAUUUACGGUGAUGAGGCCUCUGUAAAAGUACGGGCAACCAUACUUCUUGCGCUUCGCAGAGCUGUUGUCAAGUAAGUGUGUUUUUAUACAGGACCUCCCGCCCCCACCUACCAUCAACCAAUCAUGUAAAUGCGGAGCAACAGUUGAAGUCGGAAGUUUACAUGUUAGACAAAUACAUUUAAACUCAGUUUUUCACAAUUCCUGACAUUUAAUCCUAGUAAAAAGUAUGUCUUAGGUCAGUUAGGAUCACCACUUUAUUUUAAGAAUGUGAAAUGUCAAUAAUUGUAGAGAGAAUUCUUUCAGCUUUUAUUUCUUUCAUCAUAUUCCCAGUGGGUCAGAAGUUUCCAUACACUCAAUUCGUACUUGGUAGCAUUGCCUUUAAAUUGUUUAACUUGUUUAAAAUUGUUUCAGGUAGCAUUCCACAAGCUUCCCACAAUAAGUUGGGUGAAUCUUGGCCCAUUCCUCCUGACAUAGCUGGUGUAACUGAGUCAGGUUUGUAGGCCUCCUUGCUCGCACAUGCUUUUUCAGUUCUGCCCACAAAUGUUCUAUGGGAUUGAGGUCUGGUCCUAGUGAUGGCCACUCCAAUACCUUGACUUUGUUGUCCUUAAGCCACUUUGCCACAACUUUUGAAGUACGCUUGGGGUCAUUGUCCAUUUGGAAGACCCAUUUGCAACCAAGCUUUAACUUCCUGAUUGAUGUCUUGAUGUUGCUUCAAUAUAUCCAUAUCAUUUUCAUCCUCAUGAUGCCAUUUAUUUUGUGAAGUGCACCAGUCCUUCCUGCAGCAAAGCACCCCCACAACAUGAUGCAGCCACCCCCGUGCCUCACGGUUGGGAUGGUGUUCUUCGGGAUGCAAACCUCCCCCUUUUUCCUCCAAACAUAAGUUACAUUUUUGUUUCAACAGUUAUUUCUUUGGUCAUUUCUCCAAAAAGUCUGAUCUUUGUCCCCAUGUGCAGUUGCAAACCGUAGUCUGGCUUUUUUAUGGCUGUUUUUGAGCAGUGGCUUCUUCCUUGCUGGGCGGCCUUUCAGGUUAUGUCGAUUUAGGACUUGUUUUACUGUGGAUAUAGAUACUUUUGUACCUGUUUCCUCCAGCAUCUUCACAAGGUCCUUUGCUGUUGUUCUGGGAUUGAUUUGUACUUUUCGCACCAAAGUACAUUAAUUUCUAGGAGACAGAACACGUCUCCUUCCUGAGCGGUACGACGGCUGCGUGGUCCCAUGGUGUAUAUACUUGCAUACUAUUGUUUGUACAGUUGAACGUGGUACCUUCAGGCAUUUGGAAAUUUCUUCCAAGGAUGAACCAGACUUGUGGAGGUCUCCAAUUUUUUUUCUGAGGUCUUGGCUGAUUUCUAUUGAUUUUUCCAUGAUGUCAAGAAAAGGGGCACUGAGUUUGAAGGUAGGUCUCGAAAUACAUCCACAGGUGCACCUCCAAUUCACUCCAAUUAUGUCAAUUAGACUAUCAGAAGCUUCUAAAGCCAUGACAUAAUUUUCUGGAAUUUUCCAAGCUGUUUAAAUGCACAGUCAACUUGGUGUAUGUAUACUUCUGACCGACUGGAAUUGUGAUACAGUGAAUUAGAAUCUGUAAACAAUUGUUGGAAAAAUGACGUAAAAAUAGAUGUCCUAACCAACUUGCCAAAACUAUAUUUUGUUAACAAGAAAUUUGUGGAGUGGUUGAAAAACAAGUUUUAAUGACUCCAACCUAAGUGUAUGUAAACUUCCGACUUUAACUGCUUUUGGAGCCCUCUGCAUUGUUACAAAAUUUAGGAGGUCCAUGGCGAUGCGGUACAGAUCUCAAUUUGGCAUCUUUAUGCCUCCGGAGGCUCUGCAAUUGAGUCACACCCUCCAUUAGGGAGACUCGGACCACAUUUUCGGAUCAAGCAUAAAUUGGAUUUUAAGUUGCUGGGUGUAAUUGGCUGAUGACCUUUGAACUGGCUUUUCAGUCCGUGGACAAAUUUGGCAUCUGUUGACCCCAUUUGUUCUGUGUGAGUUACAGCUGUUGCUUUCCGUCUCAAUAGAAGGGCAACUCAUCACCUAUACACUACAGCACUCACAGACACAUACAGUUUUAGAGAAAAUGCAUUCACACACACAUACGUAAUGCCUUAUUAAUGCAGCCAACAGAGCUCAGGACACCUCUGAAAAGUACCAAGAACACAUAUUAUACUGUAUCAAAAGCUCCACUUAACACUGUUUACUUGCAGCAUGUUACAGUGUAUUGCUGAGAGAUACUCAACAUUCCAGUGUCCCUCACACAGUUUAAACACUAUCCACAUUCAGUGGUCGAAACAGUGCUUUCACAAAACAUUCACCCAUUGUGUAGCUAUCAAAACACUUUGAUGCACUUAAGCACUGUUCUUCGGGGAAGUCUGCAAUAGUAUCAUCAAGUGAUUGUUAACCAAAAUAGGGAUGUGGGAGAAACAUACAUUCAAAGCUAUAUGUAUUUUGUAUUCAAUUCUGUGGAGUAGCAAGGAAGGUGUCAUGGAAUGAGCUCAAUCAUGAGUGUCUUUUGGUUUAACAAAAUGGAUUAAACACGACUCUGUGUGGUCAA